AUGGACAGAUUUUAAAUUAGAGACAAAUUAACAACAAUAAAGAGACUUGAACAUAUGAAAUUUCUGACACAAGUAAUUAUGAUGAUCCAAAAGUUGUUCAAAUGAAAAAUAGUUAUUUAAAGAACAACAGUAAAUUUGAUUGGUAUGAAUUAGGUGUUUAGAACUAAUAUAUUUAAACAAAUUGUAAUAUAUUUAUUAUUUAUCAAAGUAGAAAUAUCAAGUAGAACUAGAGAAGAUUGUAUGCAUUAGAAACAUAUAAUGAUACAGAUUUUUUAUUUUUAUCUAUUUUCAGUUUAUUAAAUGAAAAAAGAGGAAUUAAUCAUAUCUAUUGUAAAUUUUUCAAUAAAUUCUUUAUAAAAACUCAGCAAAAGAAAUUUUAAUAAAAUAAAUGUGUAAAUUGGGAUAAAAAUAAUUUAGUGAAUUUAGUUUUCAUCAAUUAGUAUAACAUCAUUCACUAGAUUAGAAUUAAUGUAUAUUCUUCAAUUCAAAAGCAAUUAAAUGUUAAGUAAAAACAGAAGAUGAUGAAUAUACAUAUCUAGAAAAUCAAUUAGAUAUAAAACUGA
This is a messenger RNA of Paramecium sonneborni, 563 nucleotides long. NCBI's taxonomy places the organism in Eukaryota, Ciliophora, Oligohymenophorea, Peniculida, Parameciidae. The record is from the annotation of a GenBank genome assembly.